AUGAAGGAAGAAGGAAGAACUGAAUUGGCAAGCUUAGGGAAAAUAUCGGUCUCACUUGAGGAUUUUGGAGAAAACUUUGAAGGAAGUAACAUAGUGGUGAAAGGUUGUACCCGGAAGAGAAGGUAUGAAAAGUGCAAAAAUGGGGAUUUAGUGGUUUUAUUUGGAGGAUAUGAAAUGGUCAUGCAAAUUUUACUGGAACAAAAUGGAAAAACCCAGACCAGAAAUGGGGUCUUCCUGCAUAAUGAGAUUAUUGGAAGGCACUUUGGGAGCCGAAUUUUUGAUACUUCCAAGUCCAAAUGGAUGGUAGUUCUGAAACUUUGUCCUGAACUUAUUUCAAUUUCACUUAAUCAUCGUACUCAAAUACUCUACCAGGCUGACAUUUCAUUAAUAUGUGUGCUCUUGGAUGCAUCUCCCGGAAAAAAUAUAAUUGAGGCUGGAACUGGAAGUGGAUCGCUCACUGUUUCGUUAUCUAGGUCAACAAAUCCAGGUGGAACCAUUUAUACUUUUGAGUAUGAUCAAAAACGACACCUAGAGUCUAUCCAAGACUUCCAAAAAUAUGGUAUCUCCAAUAUUGUCUGCCAACAUAGAGAUGUUUGCAAGGAUGGUUUCAUUUCGCCCCUUUUAGAUAUUACAAAAAUUACUAUUCAUGGAGUUUUUCUUGAUCUUCCCUCACCUUGGAUUGCCAUUAAACAUGCUGACCAAGUCCUUCAAAAAGGAGCGAGUAUUGUCAUCUUCUCACCGUGCAUUGAACAGGUAUCCAAAAAUUGUAAUGAAUUAAAUUCACUCAAAUAUAUCCAUAUACGUACUUUUGAAGUACUUUAUAAACCUUGGGGAAUUGUUAGAGGAUCUUCUAAGAAAUUCCCUAAAAAAGGUCUAAGGUAUCAACUUCCCAUGAGGGGCCACACAGGUUAUUUGUCAUUCGCAAUUAAAUCAUAA
Cryptosporidium ubiquitum is the source of this 936-nucleotide messenger RNA. RefSeq names its product GCD14 RNA methylase. The transcript has a single exon. The coding region runs from base 1 to 936 and encodes 311 amino acids. Gene Ontology annotation, biological process: tRNA methylation. Gene Ontology annotation, cellular component: nucleus; tRNA (m1A) methyltransferase complex. NCBI's taxonomy places the organism in Eukaryota, Apicomplexa, Conoidasida, Eucoccidiorida, Cryptosporidiidae. The record is from RefSeq and is a predicted model, not a curated record.